Molecule: messenger RNA, 1046 nt
Organism: Meriones unguiculatus (Mongolian gerbil)
Lineage: Eukaryota; Metazoa; Chordata; Mammalia; Rodentia; Muridae
Product: olfactory receptor 11G2-like
Exons: 1
Coding region: 75-1046 (323 amino acids)
Biological process (GO): G protein-coupled receptor signaling pathway
Cellular component (GO): membrane
Molecular function (GO): olfactory receptor activity; G protein-coupled receptor activity
Source: RefSeq, a predicted model, not a curated record
UUAAAUAUAAAUCUGACUCAUCAACUGGCUGUACCCAUUUGAUAAUUUCUGGUGCCUUCCCAGGUCACUGGCAGAUGAAAACCCUCAGCAGCCCCAGCAACGCCAGCACCAUCACUGGCUUCAUCCUCCUGGGAUUCCCCUGCUCCAAAGAGGGACAGAUCUUCCUCUUUGCACUCUUCUCCAUUGUCUACAUCCUCACCCUCAUGGGCAAUGCUUCCAUCAUCUGUGCUGUGCGCUGGGAUCAGAGACUCCACACACCCAUGUACCUCCUGCUGGCCAACUUCUCCUUCCUGGAGAUCUGGUAUGUCACCUCCACAGUCCCCAACAUGCUGGCCAACUUCCUCUCUGACACCAAGGUCAUCUCCUUCUCUGGGUGCUUCCUGCAGUUCUAUUUCUUCUUCUCCUUGGGUUCUACGGAAUGCUUUUUCCUGGCAGUCAUGGCAUUUGACCGCUACCUUGCCAUCUGCAGGCCUCUACAUUAUCCUGCUGUCAUGACUGGGCGCCUUUGCAACAUCCUGGUGAUCAGUUGCUGGGUGCUUGGAUUCCUCUGGUUCCCUGUUCCCAUCAUCCUCAUCUCCCAGAUGUCCUUCUGUGGGUCCAGAAUUAUAGAUCACUUCUUAUGUGACCCAGGCCCUCUGUUAGUACUGACUUGCAGAAAAGCUCCCUUAAUAGAGCUAGUCUUCUCCAUCUUGAGCCCUCUGCCUCUCAUUAUUCCUUUUGUGUUUAUCAUGGGGUCUUAUGCUCUGGUCCUCACAGCUGUACUGAAGGUCCCUUCAGCUUCUGGGAAAAAAAAGGCUUUCUCUACCUGUGGGUCUCAUCUGUCUGUGGUGGCAUUGUUCUAUGGCUCCGUACUGGUCAUGUAUGGGAGUCCAACAGCUGAGCAUGAAGCUGGGAUGCAGAAGAUUGUGACUCUGUUUUACUCUGUCUUGACUCCACUCCUCAAUCCUGUGAUAUAUAGUUUUAGGAACAAACAUAUGAAAAGAGCCCUGAAGGAAAUUCUAGGGGAGGUAAAAAAUUGGUCAUCAAAAAAGGCCAUGGGCAAUUAA